GCAAGGCUGGCAAUCAGGAGAGCUGUGGAGAUAUAAACCAGACCAGGCAGGGCACAGGGCAGAACACACUGCCAAGCAGCACUCUGAUCAGACAUGGAGUUCUUCUGUCUUUACCUGAUGGCAGCUUUCUGGUGUGCAGGAGCCGCUGCUGUCCCAGAGAAUGAAGAGGACCCGAGGUUCUGGAGGACUCAGGCCCAGGACACCCUUCGCAGAGCACUGAACCGGCAGCACAACACCAAUGUGGCCAAGAAAAUCGUCUUCUUCCUGGGAGACGGAAUGGACAUCGCCACAGUAACGGCAGCACGGAUCCUGAAAGGCCAGCUUCAGAAUCGGAGCGGAGAGGAGACUGUCCUGAGCAUGGAGAGCUUCCCUUAUACUGCCCUGUCCAAGACGUACAGUGUAGACUUCCAGAUCCCAGACAGCUCGAGUACAGCGACGGCGAUGCUCUGCGGAGUGAAGACCAACUUGAACACGGUGGGGAUCAGCGCGGCCGGCCGCAACGGGGUCUGCAGUUCGCAGAAGGGCAACGAGGUCACCUCCAUCCUCAGGUGGUCCAAGGAGGCAGGCAAGUCUGUGGGGAUCGUGACCACCACGCGGGUGCAGCAUGCCACGCCUGCCACUGCCUACGCGCACAGCGCCAGUCGCACGUGGUACUCGGACAGUGACAUGCCCUUGAGUGCCAAGAAGGCAGGGUGCCGGGACAUUGCCUACCAGCUCAUCUUCAACACCGACAUUGACGUGAUCAUCGGAGGUGGUCGGAAGUACAUGACCCCCAAGGGCACCAAGGACCCAGAGUAUCCGACUGACGUGGCGUCGCAGGGGAUUCGAGGUGACGGGAUGGACCUGAUAAAGGAGUGGCAAAAGAGAAAGCCUGGCAAGGUGGCACACUAUGUUUGGAACAAGAAAGAAUUUGAUGCUGUGGACACAAACACCACAGAUUACCUUCUCGCCCUUUUUGAACCCGGGGAUUUGAGAUUCGAGCUGGAGAGAGAUCCCACCACAGACCCGUCCCUGACAGAGAUGACUGAAAAGGCGAUCAAGAUUCUGCAGAAGAACCCCAAUGGAUUCUUCUUACUGGUGGAAGGUGGAAAGAUCGACCAGGGGCACCACGCCAGCCGUGCCGCCAUGGCGCUGCACGAGACGGUGAUGCUGGAUGAGGCCGUAGAGCGGGCACUGGAGCUGACCACAGAGGAGGACACACUGACCAUCGUCACCGCGGACCACUCGCACUCCUUCACCUUCAACGGGUUCCCCUUCAGAGGAAACCCCAUCCUGGGAAAAUCCCCAGUGUACGGGAAGGAUUUAUUGCCGUAUACAACCCUUCUUUAUGGAAACGGCCCUGGGUACAAGAUCGUCAACAACACCAGGCCUGAUAUCCGCAAAGUUGAUACAGCCUCCAAGGAUUACGUCCAGCAGUCAUCGGUGCUCUUGGACAAAGAGACCCACGGAGGGGAGGACGUGGCCGUCUUCGCUCGUGGCCCCAUGGCUCACCUCUUCCACGGCGUCCAGGAGCAGAACUACGUCGCUCAUGCUAUGGCGUAUGCCGCCUGCGUCGGGGAGAACAAGGGCCACUGCGCCAAGCCCUCAGCCUCCGCCAAUGAUAGCCCUGGCAAUGCGGGCGCCGAGCACAGUGCCAGCCGUUCAGCACAGCUUGCAGGGUUCCUUCUGAUCGCUUGUCUGCUCCACUGAAUAUUUCCAAAAGGGUCCGAAGAGUAUGAUUCUGCACGUCGUUUCCAAGCUUGACAGAUUCAGAAUAAUUUUAUAACUUUUUAUACUGUCUACAAAUACCUCUCCUGUUUGUCCCUCCCAGAUCUUUAACUUACAAAUACAGACGGAUUGGCAAAGCUAUAUAACUGUUUAGGGUUAAUAAUAGCUUUUUUCUGUUGUAUGCUGAUAAUCAAUAAAAACGAAUCUUGCUGAGCAAAAUGUAAAUGAGCUUUCUUCGACGGCAGUGGUUGGUUGCAGAGCACAUUAGAGACAGCAUCAACCGUGUCUGUCAUUUAUUGAACCAGUUCCCUUGUGGUAGUGCAGCUGCAACCCGCCCCACGUAUGUUUUUUUUAUUAUUAUUAAUUAUUAAAACUAAUACACAUUGGCACAAAUAUAAUACAACCAAUUCUUCGACGUGUUGGUAGAAAUAAGCGUCUUCUCAAACGGCACUAAUUAUAUGUUGUUUUAGAGGAACGCUGUAAACCUUAUGAAAACAACACCUUGCCCAAGAGCCGAACGCUCUUAAUUGAUUUCACAUGAGAAUGUUAACAGGGACGCUUGACUCGUCUCUCUAAUCCUCCCUCCGUUUGAUCAUGUAUUCAUACAAUCCGCGUCUCAAAUUGAGAAUCGGGGGCGGUGCGCAGAGGAGAGCUGUGUGUUGAAGUCCAAAAUCCCCCACGCAGAUCCAUUGAGGAUGCGUCAGGCCCUCCUAUCUGCACACUGAAUUCAAUCGGUGCGACGCCUGCACUAAUUCAAACUGCUUCUAGCUCCCAGCUUCUCAUUCUCUUGUCUAAUCCUCUUCGCUCCCCGCUCUCUGAACCCGUUGCUUUGUUUUUCUCCACGUCCCACUCUCUUAGUUCAGUCUUUGCCACGCUAAUUCCUCUUAUCCUGUCCCAUUUCAAUCGAAACG
Molecule: messenger RNA, 2618 nt
Organism: Acipenser ruthenus (sterlet)
Lineage: Eukaryota; Metazoa; Chordata; Actinopteri; Acipenseriformes; Acipenseridae
Gene: alp3
Product: alkaline phosphatase 3
Exons: 11
Coding region: 94-1689 (531 amino acids)
Biological process (GO): dephosphorylation
Cellular component (GO): plasma membrane
Molecular function (GO): alkaline phosphatase activity
Source: RefSeq, a predicted model, not a curated record